AUGGCUCCGUCGAUUCGUGUUAUCGGCUCUCUGAACGUCGACAUGGUCUCUGUGACCUCUCGGUUCCCUGGCCCCGGAGAGACACUGACAGCGACAUCCUUCAAAACCAGCCCAGGCGGCAAAGGUGCCAACCAGGCCGUUGCCUGUGGCCGUUUAUCUCGAUCCCGGCCGUCCCCGAAUGCUUCUUCCAAGGAUGUGCUGGCAGACGUCGAGAUGGUUGGCGCAGUUGGCCGGCUGGACGCACAUUUCGAGACACUGCUACAGCCCACACUUAACAAGUCUGGUGUCAGCACGGCGCGAGUACGGACGAUAGACGACGAGCAUACGGGUGUGGCCGUGAUUAUCGUCGAUGAGUCUGCAGCUGGGGAGAACAGGAUACUCUUCUCGCCCAAUGCGAAUUACACCGGCAUGAAGGCUACGGAGGAGGUUAUUGGACUUUCGCUGUCUGCCCCGUUACCAGAUAUCAUUGUCCUACAGGCGGAGAUUCCGGUUGAUACAGUUAUUGGUAUUUUAAGAGCCGUGGCAUCCAAGAAAGAGUUCCAACAAGGAGAGAUCGAAGUGGUAUUCAACCCCGCACCGGCACCAGAAGGCGGAUUACCAGAUGAUGUAUAUUGGUCGGUCGAGCAUUUGAUCAUGAACGAGACGGAAUGCGAGUUGAUGGCACCAAAGGACCUACAUGGCCUCGAGGGGCUGUCGGAGGAAGACCGGAGGGAUAAAAUCGCCGUUCACUUCCAUUCGCUAGGCGUGCGGUAUGUGAUUGUCACCCUCGGUGCGAAAGGGGUGUGGUAUAGUGCCGCUCGGCCGGGGAAGAUGGCCCAGAAAGAUACAAGCAAGUGGGAACGGUUCGUCAAUGACAUUCCGGCUUCGAAGGUGGAGAAGGUGGUAGACACUACGGGGGCGGGCGAUACCUUUGUUGGCGGAUAUUGUGUACAGGUUGCUCAGUGGAGAGAGCAACGACGGGCUGCAGGGAAGGACUGCUCGGAUCUCACGGCCGAGGAAUGGAGUGAUAGGCAUGGACGAGUUACGGAGGAAGCUAUUCGGUGGGCGACAAGAGCGUCGGCUCAAUGUGUCCAGCGAUCCGGAGCGAUGGAUAGCAUCCCAUUCCGGGAUGAGGUCUAA
Molecule: messenger RNA, 1119 nt
Organism: Arthroderma uncinatum
Lineage: Eukaryota; Fungi; Ascomycota; Eurotiomycetes; Onygenales; Arthrodermataceae
Product: ribokinase
Exons: 1
Coding region: 1-1119 (372 amino acids)
Biological process (GO): D-ribose metabolic process
Molecular function (GO): ribokinase activity
Source: RefSeq, a predicted model, not a curated record